AUGUUAGCAUAUGUGCAGUGGAAUUGUAACCCUCAGUUUUCGAAAUUUGGUCCAUUAAAGUUUCGUGAUUUGGGCUCAUUUGAAGUAAUUAAUGUUAGCACGAUUGAUAGAAAUGUUGGAUUUUUAAAAAUGCCGAAUAAUGAAACUCAUAAUAAUGGAAGUUUGACGGAUGCUGCCUUAAUUGGCGAAGAUUAUCAUAAAAUAAUGCUUAAUCCAGUAAUCCAUAGAAAUUUCGGAAUUAAUAUUCCGGGUAAUUGGAUUACUG
Dentiscutata heterogama is the source of this 265-nucleotide messenger RNA. The record is from the annotation of a GenBank genome assembly. Lineage: Eukaryota; Fungi; Glomeromycota; Glomeromycetes; Diversisporales; Gigasporaceae.